Trichoderma gamsii is the source of this 1767-nucleotide messenger RNA. RefSeq lists its product as hypothetical. The coding region runs from base 1 to 1767 and encodes 588 amino acids. The record is from RefSeq and is a predicted model, not a curated record. Lineage: Eukaryota; Fungi; Ascomycota; Sordariomycetes; Hypocreales; Hypocreaceae. The transcript has a single exon.
AUGUCCACCUUCACUUCUGGACGCAUGGAUUGUAGCCGCAGGCAAGGUCAUAACGCUGGGGUAGCGACUUCCUCGCAGUCAACACCACAAAUAAAGCGCCUCCGAAAAGCAUUCGAAGCUAUGAAAUGUCGCAUUCGCCAUGACUUAAGUAGCUCUAUUGGGACCAGCUUUGGUGUUCGAGAAGAAUAUCGAAUAUCAUGGGAAUUAUUUACGUAUGUAAACCCUUCUACAGCACAACCGUGUGGGCCUCACCGACCGUUCUGGGAAUUAUCAACAGCCUCUGUUAAUGGUUUCAUGCGUUGGGAGUUCAAUCGGUGGAUUUCCGCCAUCAACUUCGUGCGGGUGCGAGGAACUCGUCGUGACUGUAGCUGGGAGGAUCACCAGAGAAACAUGAUCAUGGUCACAAUUCUUCUCCGUUCUCUGAAAGCGAGUGUUAACUGCCAUCACAUCGCUAAGCGGUCUCAGUUGUUUAAAGAUCAAUACCAAAACCGGCAGGGAAAGAACCUUCGAGGGAUGAACUUUGAAGGGAGCAUGCGGGAUACCGGCCUUGCUUGGUUACCUUGUGAAUUCUUUAAUUGGUCUAAUCUGCAUCUACUUGAUGAGCUUCUUCCAUUGACUACUUUCACCUUCAACGGGCUUCAAGGCGUAUUUGGCAACUGGAGAGCUGUCGAUUUUGUUAAUAAAGAAUAUUACCGUGCAAGAGAGCUAGAGAAUUGUCUGCAAAAUUGCGGACCAGAUGGUCGUUCCAAAAUUUUGGAUAACAUGAGAAAGAUGGUUUAUCAGCAGUUUGCGCUCCAGGUAAUCCAACAGCUCUACGUGAGCCCGAAUCUCGUUGAUAGCGAUACAAUGCUCAAACAAGGGAGCAAUGGUUUAAGUUUCGAUAUCAUUCGCACUCUAGUUGGCGAGGGGCCACAUUUAGCGCAAUCGAAGAAGGGAAAUCAUUAUUUAGGGCAUACUUAUCCUGAACGAGUGCAAGGUCUCUUUGAUUGGGAUGACGGCAUCAUCCGAACUUUCUGGGAUCAUUGCUUUUACAGACAGCUAGCUCGAAAGUUUUAUGAGUCUAUAUCAGCUUCGCUGACCUGCAAUGAUGCCGAUGAUUGGAAAAGCUCACUUGGUAAACGGGCGUUGCCGUACUUCUGGAUCAUCCCACUGUAUGAUAAGCACAGUCUGUUUACUAAAGUUAGCCGGGCCAAUCAACCUAGUGUGAGCCGUCCAUUUAUUUCCGGCAUCUUCCAGUGGGGCCCCGAAGAUAAUUAUAGCGACCUGGAUGAUGAGGCAAAGUGGCUGUUCGGUGGUAACAUAUACUUAACUGGGCAGCCAGACUGCUUCACUGAGCAAGAGGAACAAGUGUCCGUUGACACUCUUCAACUUGACGAACCAGAACGAUAUAUGAUCGACUUCAAAUGCUCUUUUCCGUUCUCCGAGAUCCCAGAGAUUAUUAGAGAAGGAUUAGAAGCUUGCCAAAAGACUUUUGUUCACGGUGAUCAGAGAAUAUUAGCACAUUAUGAGACUGCCCAUAAGUGUCUCGCACAGUCUCUGGGAGAUCCAUUAUGUGAUCUGCUUUUAAUGAUUGUCUUGACCCUGGCUUCCUCGAUUGUCACACCAACAUUACUGAGCCACAAAUCUCAUUUUGAAGCUGGGGCUCGGAAAGAUCCAAAGCUAUUUGCUGUGACCCUCACUACUCGAAUGCUUUGGUUUCUUCAUCCAGAAUGGUUUCCUUGGGACACAGAUGAAGAGGGGCGUUCUCUGCAUUCCAGAAAUGAUUAA